GUACCGAUGCAAUAUUUUCUCUAAAUGGAGAGCGCUUCUUCUUCCACUCGACUCAUGCUCUGAAAGCCCCACUCGUCCUAAUCCCCUUCGUAAUUCGGUUUACUCAUGCAUCCGUCGUCUCUUACUCUUCGCUCCUCUCCCACUUUCUCAUUGAUCCUCUCUUUUUCGUUUCCCCAGCAAAACCCUAAUUCGCAUAAGUGCUCUGGUGUGGUGGUUUCCCGGAUAUGGCAUCGGGAGAGAGGGAGAAUCCCACGCAGAGCGAAGAGGUUGAUGCUGCAGCUCUCCAAUAUCAAAACCAGCAGUUUGUUCAACAGUUAGAAGCUCAGAAGAGGGCAAUGCACGAGCUGGAAAAGAAGUGCAAAGAGCUACAAGAGAAGAAGAACUAUUAUGAUCGAACUUUGAUGGCCUUAAACAAAAAAUGGAAUCAGCUGGUUGAUGACAUGGUUUUGCUUGGAUUACGAGCUGGUGGUGACCCAAAUAUCUUACAUGAACUAGACCAUGAGUAUUUUACUGAAGACAUCCUUGCAUCUUUCCCACCUGAAGAGAUAUUUCUGCGCGUGCUGUUAAGAAUGUCUACCACUCAGAGGAAUGGGGUAGAACUCGAAAUCAAACACGUGCAAGAUGCUCUCGCAUUACGCCAUUCAUGGACCAUAAAUUUGAUGAAAAAUAUAGAGGAGAUGAUAAUUGCUCACCAGGAUAAAAUGGAGAGGUUAGCGGUGGUUUUGCAUGGCACACCAUCUUCAGAAGAGAUUAUGGUAGAACUGAAAAGGUUUGAUGCUUCGUUAAGAGAGGAGGUUCGUAAUCUUCAUGCGGCCAUAUCUAUUUUACACCAGUUGCAUACAAAAUACGCAGAAGAAAUAAGUUAUUAUGAGGAGAGCAAGUCCAAAGAGCAGUCUGAGAUAAAGCACCUCUCAAGUGAACUUGAGGAAAGUAUGGCUGAGCUUGAGGAAAGUAGACGCAAGUUGGUUAUUUUACAGCUGCAGAAGAAAGGGACAUCUGCUAUGAAUUAUUCACUUGUCAGCUCCAUAAAUGGGAGCAGCGCACCUGGGAGACCUGGAGAUAGAACCAUCACUCUGAGGCAGUUGAAAGAUUCUAUUGAAGAAGCCAAGAUGCUGGCAUCAAAUCGUGAAUUUGAACUUCAGGAGGCACGGGAAGACAAUUUAACUUUGUCAAAGCAAUUGGAAGACCUUGAGAAUCAAUUGAAGGAUGACAAAUAUGUGUUCCAUUCAAAACCAUAUGUUUUACUGGAAGACCAACUUCAGCAUUUAAAUGCUGAACUUGAGCGGUACAAGGGGUUGAUACAACCUUUGCUGGCGGAUAGAAAUCAGUUACUUAAAAAACUUAGGGAGCUGUCUGCCAAAUCGGAGUCAUUUGAUAUUAUGAGGGCCUCUUGUUUAAGUCUUGAGGCCAAGGCAAAUGAGCUAGAACUUCAAAUUCUGAAACAAAUUGCUGAAAGAAACGAUCUUGAAAUGAAAUUGGAAGAAGCAGUGCAGGAUUCAGAGAGAAAUGAUAUCAAAGACGAGAUUCACGCCGUCGCAUCUGCAUUGUCUAAAGAGAUGCAGAUAAUGGAAGCACAAUUGAGACGGUCGAAAGUUGCUGCAGCUGAAGCCCUUUCAUUGCGGCAUGAAGUCAAUUCUCUGACAGCUAAGCUAGAGGAAAAGAUUGCUGAACGCAAAAGCUUAUCGAAUAAAUGUGCCGAGCAAACUGUUGAGAUCAAGUCCCUGAAGGAUCUGAUUGAGAAAUUGGAGAAGGAUAAACAAGAGCUGCAGAUUUUUUUGGAUAUGUUUGGACAAGAGCCUUAUGACAAUAGAACCAUAAUGGAGAUAAAGGAGUCAGAACAGAGAGCUCGGAUGCAAGCUGAGAUAUUAAAAAAUGCUUUAGACGAACACAAUCUUGAAUUGAGAGUUAAAGCUGCCAAUGAGGCUGAGGUCGCAUGCCAGCAAAGGCUAUUUGCUGCUGAGGCAGAAAUAGCUGAAUUACAGGAAAAGUUGGACACUUCAGAAAGGGAUCUUUUGGAGCUUACAGAGUUUAUAAGAGUUAAGGAUGAGGAAGCUGAGGCUUAUAUUUCUGAAAUUGAGACUAUUGGGCAAGCUUAUGAAGAUAUGCAGUCGCAACAUCAGCGUUUAACUCUAAUGGUUGCAGAAAGAGAUAAGUACAAUAUUGAGUUAGUAUCUGAUAGUGUGAGGAUGAAACAAGCAUAUAGUUCCCUUCUCUCUGAUAAGAAUACCAAGAUGCAGCAGCUUACGAGGCUCAAUACAUCAAAUGGGUCACUGAAAUCCAAAUUAUCUGAUACUGAUGAUCGGAUAAAAUCAUUGCUUGCACAAGCUGCCAAAACUUCCGUUGAGAACAGGCAGAUUGCCAUCACCAUGUCUAAAACAAAACUAGAGCUGGCGGAUUCUGAGAAAGAGCUGAAGUGGCUGAGGUCUGCUGUCGAUUCCACCAAGAAGGAGCAUGAACGCAACCAGGAGAGGAUCCUCAACUUGAGGAUGGAGUUAGAGAGGGAAAGGAGUGAGAGGAAAAAGCUUGAGGAAGAAUAUGAUGAACUGAAGAAUGAAGUCAUGGAGCUGAGCCCUGAAAGGCAGGAGAUGGCCAUUCAGAAGCUCCAGGAUGAGAUCAAGGAGUGCAAGGCAAUACUAAAAUGUGGUGUUUGUUUUGACCGCCCAAAGGAGGUGGUCAUCACUAAAUGCUUUCAUCUAUUUUGCAAUCCCUGCAUUCAAAGAAAUCUGGAAAUCCGCCAUAGGAAGUGCCCUGGUUGCGGAACUCCAUUUGGGCAGAACGAUGUUCGUGAGGUCAACAUAUGAAGUCGAAUACAGGUCCAUAACAAAAAUUAGAUGUAAACUCACUCGAUUCUUAGCAAUUUAAGGGCAAGGUAUGUAUUAUUCAGAUGUUUAGUUGUAAUUGAAAU
Messenger RNA from Phalaenopsis equestris, 2905 nucleotides. RefSeq names its product E3 ubiquitin-protein ligase BRE1-like 2. The coding region runs from base 225 to 2801 and encodes 858 amino acids. Lineage: Eukaryota; Viridiplantae; Streptophyta; Magnoliopsida; Asparagales; Orchidaceae. The record is from RefSeq and is a predicted model, not a curated record. The transcript has 20 exons. Gene Ontology annotation, cellular component: HULC complex; nucleus. Gene Ontology annotation, molecular function: ubiquitin protein ligase activity; metal ion binding.